AUGGCUUGGGGCUGGGGUGAGGAGGACCAGAGGUGGGGGGCCAGGGCCCGCCGGCCCGCCCCGGACACCCCUCCCCCUCCCGCGCGGGCGGCGGCGGCGGCGGGAGCCUCCCGGGCCGGUCAGGAAAAUGGCCGAUGGGCCCGGGGUGGCCUGUCACCCGCGGCGCCGCCACCAACCCGCGAUGCCGGGUCCGAACCGGGGGUUGAGGGGGGGGCCCGGACGCCCCCCGGAAAUCCCCUCCUGCCCAUCGCCUUCUUUGGGGCUCAAGCUGCCUCAGUCUCCCCCUCAACACCUUCCCAUGGUCCGUCUCUGAGCCACCCUACAGGGGCACCCCACGCUGACGACUCGGGGACCUGGCGACCCGGCCUCGCCCCACCCCCACCCCGGCCCGGCCCGACCCGGGCGCUCUGGGAGUCCUCGCCGCCGCACCGUCCCGCAGCCCCGCGGCCCCACGGCAGGGCCCUUACCCAAAGCCGUCUCCGCGGCAGGCAGGCGGCACGAGCUGAGGCCCGACGCAGGAGGCAGAGGCGAGCGGGAAGCCGGGAGGCGGGAGGCGGCGGCGGGCCGAGCGCGCGGCGGUGGCGGGAUCCGCGCCUGCCCCCUACACCGCGCUGGCGGCCGAGCCGGCUGCUCCUGCGCCCGGCUAAGAGCGGGACAUUUAAAAAUCCCUGCGCGCGGAACCGGCCCCCGGCCCGCCCUCGCGCCCUCCCGCCACCCUCCGCCCCGCCCCGGCCGCUCAGAGCCCCUCAGCGGCCGCCCGAGGGCCCGGGCCCGCCCAGCAGCCGCCCUCAGGACCGCCCCGCCGCGGCGCAAGCCAGCCGAGGCGCUCCGAACAGACGGGGGGCGGGGCCUGAGCGGGGGGCGGGGCUAAGUGACAGGGCCUGCGCGCCGCAGGGGCGGGGCCGGGGCCGUGGCGGGGCCUGCGCGGCGCAAGCUGCGGCGCCGCGCGGGGCGGGACGCGGGAGGCCGGCUGGCGCGCGGUAG
Molecule: messenger RNA, 984 nt
Organism: Acinonyx jubatus (cheetah)
Lineage: Eukaryota; Metazoa; Chordata; Mammalia; Carnivora; Felidae
Product: basic salivary proline-rich protein 2-like
Exons: 2
Coding region: 1-984 (327 amino acids)
Source: RefSeq, a predicted model, not a curated record